Molecule: messenger RNA, 1359 nt
Organism: Sinocyclocheilus rhinocerous
Lineage: Eukaryota; Metazoa; Chordata; Actinopteri; Cypriniformes; Cyprinidae
Gene: prnpb
Product: prion protein b
Exons: 1
Coding region: 1-1359 (452 amino acids)
Biological process (GO): protein homooligomerization
Cellular component (GO): membrane
Source: RefSeq, a predicted model, not a curated record
AUGGGGCAGUUAGGCAAACUUGCACUGUUUGUUUUGGUUCUGAUGGCAGUGCUACACAAUUCAUCAGGAGGAAAGACAGGGGGUAAGAGCACCCCUUCCAAGAAGCCAUCCAAUAAGCCAUCACAGGGGACCAAGACUCAAUCUAACUAUCCCAGGCAACCCUCCAAUCCUGGUGCAGGAAGUAACCCAGGCUACCCCAACCAGCAGCAUCCUGGUAGAGACACUAGUGGCAGCUAUUCCUCAGCUGGUGGCAACACCAAUUGGUAUCCAGGAAGAGGGGGAUCCAGCCCAGGAGGAUAUCCUAAUCAAAAUCCUGGAGCAGGUAGCUAUCCCGCUGGUGGUAGCUAUCCUUUGGCUGGUGGAAACCCCAAUCCAGGAAGAGGCGGAGUUAACCCAGGAGGAUAUCCCAACCAGAAUCCUGCAGGAGGGGGUUACUCUAACCAAUAUCCAGGUAGAAGUGGGUACAGCCCUGGUGGGUAUCCAGCAGGUGGAUCUUACCCAGUAAGAACUGCAGGACAGCCGGGAGGAUACCCAGGAGGACACCCUUCCAUUGGAGGGGGAUAUCCCAACUGGAACCCCGAAAAUAAGAUCCUCAGUCCACGCUAUGGAGGCUCCUUUGGAGGUGGCAGGUUUGGAACGGGUGGCUCCCCUUUCUCCAAUACAGUGAAAAGUAUGGGCUAUGGUCCCUCUGCUAAAUCCAAAGGCUUCGCAAAAAAGGCAAUGCUAGCAGCAGGCAUUGGAGCAGUGGCAGGAAUGGCUGUAGGCUAUGGAAUCGGAAACUUUCCACGCCCCAACUUCCAAUUCAGGAGCCCUCAGGAGGAACGUCAAUACAACCACUAUAUGUAUGCACGUCAAGGCACUCAUUCUAAAGACAGAAAUAACAAAGGAAGACCCAACUACACAUCAAAGCAACCAUCCCAGGCUCAGUCAUAUGAGCAAUACAUGAGCACAUGCAUGAAGCGAAAAGAUCUUCUAAAAGAGCAGGACACGACAGAUUCUGCAGAUCGCAAGAACAUUCAAAGAGAUGAACCACUGACUGACAUUGCAGCUGUGAACGACACCACAUCCCCUAUAACUGUCAAUGAUUAUCCAAAGGCUGCUGCAAUUCGUGAGGAUGAUGAUGAUACAGUGAGUAUCAUGCAGAUUGGUUAUCCAGCUCUCAUUGAGCAGAUGAAAUCUCGGAAGUGUGUUGAGCUGUAUUUGGUUUACUCUGAGAGCUUCACGGAGAAGCAGAAAGAAGAUAACAAGGACAAAAAGGGAAGAAAAAAUUUCAGACCUUCCAAUAACCACAAUGGACACCGUGCCUCUGGAGUGCUUCUGUUGCUCACUACUUUCUUUAUGCUUCUUAGUGGCACUUAG